Messenger RNA from Aureobasidium pullulans EXF-150, 1315 nucleotides. RefSeq names its product Metallo-dependent phosphatase. The coding region runs from base 16 to 1191 and encodes 391 amino acids. Gene Ontology annotation, molecular function: phosphatase activity; endopolyphosphatase activity. NCBI's taxonomy places the organism in Eukaryota, Fungi, Ascomycota, Dothideomycetes, Dothideales, Saccotheciaceae. Gene Ontology annotation, biological process: polyphosphate catabolic process. Gene Ontology annotation, cellular component: cytoplasm. The record is from RefSeq and is a predicted model, not a curated record. The transcript has a single exon.
CGAGUCCGCCGUACCAUGUUCCUCGCUAUAAUCGCCUUUCUCGCUCUCUUCUUCCUCUGUACCAAACUCUUCCUUCCUGCCUGGGACGAAAGACAAGCCCUAGUCGAAGGCCUCGAACACCCCAACUCUUUUGGAGAGCAGAUGCCCAACAAGCUUAGCGAUAUCACCCAACUACACCAGUUGCCACACGAAUAUGUCCCAGGUGGCAAGUCCGACCCUGAUGGAAAGAGACGUCUGAUCUUUAUUGGCGACAUUCACGGCUGCAAGAACGAACUUCUUGACUUGCUCAAAACCGUCGCUUUCAACAAAGACUUGGACAAAAUCAUCGCUACCGGUGAUGUUGUCGCAAAGGGCCCAGAUUCACCCGGUGUCAUCGAUACAUUGGUGUCUCUCGGUGCCUUAUCUGUGCGUGGCAACCAUGAAGACCGCAUUCUGCUGGCCGCGAAGUCUCGCGCAUCCACCGGCAUGGAUCUAGAAGCCAACAUCGAAUCAUCUGAUGACGUCUCAGCGACAUCAAGGGGUGCUGGACUCAAAGGAGAAGCUCUGCUGGACUACCUCAAGCCACGCCACCUUAAGUUUAUGCGUUCACUCCCUUUGAUCAUCCAUAUACCUGCUCUCACUCCUCCUAGGCACUUGGCUCUGGUGACCUCUGAUCUGGACGCCUCUGGCAAGAAAAAGAAAAAGAAGGUCUUCCAGAUUCUAAACGACAUCAACGUUGUGCAUGCAGGUCUCGUUCCUUCAGUCCCGCUCCUUCGCCAAGAUCCAUUCUCCGUCAUGAACAUGCGAAGUAUGUCCCCAACCAACCAUGUACCCAGCGAAAACCGCAAGAGAGGUAUCCCAUGGGAGCGUGUCUGGGGCUGGUACAACGACCGGAUCGCACGCACUCGUUCGCCAUUCAUGACCUGGCUCUUCGGUCAAGCCACCGAGUCAACAGAAGCAAGCGAGUGGUGGAGAUCUUGGAAUGGCUUAUACAACAGCAAAGACGAUGACGAGGAAGCACAAACUAAAGUCAAGCAUCCUCCACCUUCUGUUGUCGUCUACGGACAUGAUAGUCCUCGCGGCUUGAAUCUCAAGAAGUGGAGCAAAGGUCUCGACAGUGGGUGCGUGAAUGGCAACAAGCUUACCGCCAUGGUAUUGAACGCCUGGGGGCAAGCAGAAAUUGUCAGUGUGGAUUGCAAGCAUCGUAAAUAAGUGGCUUGUCAGCUAUUAUAAUCAUUGGCGUUUUGAGAGGAGCAUGGGCUGGGCAUUAAUACAUAUAGACAGCAUUGGGAUGGCGUUUUGAACGAUUUAGAGAAUUCGUUGUACAUCGAGAAGG